This is a messenger RNA of Symbiodinium pilosum, 861 nucleotides long. Lineage: Eukaryota; Dinophyceae; Suessiales; Symbiodiniaceae. The record is from the annotation of a GenBank genome assembly.
AUGAAUCAUGAAGCCAGCCAUCUCAUCAACCCUUUGUCAGUGGAGUACUGGGCAUCACUCCCAGGACAGGUCCGUGACCAGGCAUUUGCCUUUGAGUUCGAGCAGGGCCACGUUCUCGCAGCUGUCGAAUGGAAGGACAGGGGUGACGGAAUGGGUGUCCAGCGUCUGUCACUGGAAGCCAAAGUGAACGGGGAGUGGCAGAAGCUUUCCACUUGGGAAGCAGCGAGAAAACCUGUAUGGCAGGUACACAAGAUGACAAUGUCCAUUCGAAGCAGCCUUUGGCGACUUACGUUCCUCCAAAAUCAUGGAGAUGAGAAUCAUCUGGUGGUGCAAGCUGUGAGGUUUGUCAUCAAGCUGCAAAAGACAGAACCGGCACAUAAUGUUGGCUACCCGCAGAAGAUCACCAGGCAAAUCUGGGGCGACCGGAGAUUCACAGACGUGGAGGUCAUUUGCGGUGAGCAGCAUUUCCCUGUGCAUCGUGCUGUGCUCGCUGCGGCAUCCACAGUCUUUGCCGCGAUGCUCGGGGCGGAGAUGAAGGAAUCCCGAGCGCGAGAGAUCUUGAUCUCUGACACAGACGAAGAAUCCGUGCAGCACAUGCUGGAGUACAUCUACACAGGCUGCGUGGCAGAGAGAGCGGGCUGUGGUAUGGUCGUGCUCGGUCACAAGUACGACAUUCCCGGUCUUGUCGAGUACGCGGCACCUGUCGCUCUGGGAAACAUCAACGCAGAGAACUGCGUCAGUCAAGUUCGGAUACUCCGUGCCUACCAUGACGAUGAGAGGCUCGGGCCAGUGUUCGAGGCACUGCUGAACAAGAUUCACGAGAGUCCCCAGAUCUUCAAGUCAGUCAUGCUGGGCUUCUGA